UGUAAUACUAUGUAUAAUAUGUACGUCACGUGUGUUGGCAUUUAAAUUGAUUUUAUGUUAUCAUAUGUUUGUGGGAACCGAUUGAUUGACUGUUUAUUAGUUUAAAUUGAUUUGUUUUCGCAACUAAAAUGUAUGGAUACGAGUGUUUGGACACACAUAAGGACAGGGAUGAGAAACACAUGCGAUGCCUGUCUUACUUGAUAUCGCACUACAAAUGGAUUAUCGAUGUCUAUAAUGUGGAUUACUUUGUGGCAAAUCAUUGGUCAAAAGUACCGAAACAGUGGACACAAUGUUUUGAAAAGUUUGAUUUGAAAGACUUGUCAAACUUCUUGACAAAGGGUUCGCCAAUGAAUUGUGUUUUACCAUUGAAUCUGUUGUCACUUCGGGCCACUUGUUUUGCACUGCAAUUGUCUCGUCAGACAAAUGACAACAUUGACAGUGAUUUUUGUGAAUCACUUAAAAUAUCGCCAAAUAGUUGCCGAACAUUGGAUUCAUUGGUCAACGACUCGAAACAUCCGAAGAUGAAGCGGGAAAUACUUAAUCGCAAAAUCAAAGAGAAAAAGAGACAUGAAAUUCAACGUUUGUCAACAAUUACAGAUCAAUUACUGAAAAGCUUAGAUAAUUGUCGGACAAUAGUCGACUGUGGCUCAGGUCAGGGACAUCUGUCGCGGAUAAUGAGUCUGUGCUAUGGUUACGAUGUGAUCAGCAUUGAGGGCAACGAUGAUAAUGUGUUGGGCGCCCAAAACAAAGAUCUCAAAAUGUUGAACAGUCUCAAGAAGUAUAAACUGAUGGACAAUAUUCAUACGGAUUGUCCAAAACAAGUGAAUUGUGUUUUGCAAAAUAAUUCAUCCAUCAGUGAAUUGACAGAAUUAGCUGAUAAUCACCUGUUAUUAGGUCUACACGCUUGCGGWCCACUUUCGGCGAUAAUAUUGAAACAAUUGCGAGAAUGUCAAUCAGCCAAAGGAUUGAUUUUAGUCAGUUGUUGUUAUUUUAAGAUUCAUAUGAAUAGUUUUCCAAUGAGUCAAUGCGCACACAAACUAUCAGUACCGGCGCUUAGCUAUGAGGCCAAAGAGAUAGCCUGUCAUGCAAUUGAAAAGUUUAUUAACAAACUAAAUACCAGAGAAAGGCUGUCAACGCUUCGUAUUCACUGUUAUCGGGCAUUAUUGGAGUCAUUGAUUGAUAAAUACAAUCCAAAUAUGAGACACAACGCAAUGAAAAGCGUCAAAAUCGGUGAUAAUAUGAAUUUUAAUGACUAUUUUCAUAAAGCAGUUAACGGUUUAAAUAUCGAUAUACCUGAAGAAGAAUUGGAUUCMGAUUUUGUUCGGAACUGUUUGUCUCAACAACAGAAUUGUAUUAUAUUUUAUUCGCUAAGACUAUUGAUCGCACCGUUAGUUGAAUCGUUAAUUUUGUUGGAUUUUAUUAAUUACCUUAAAGAGGAUGGCAUACAGACAGCACUUUUGCCAUUGUUUGAUCCAAUUCUUUCUCCCAGAAAUUUUGUAUUGAUUGCCAUUAAAUAA
Molecule: messenger RNA, 1517 nt
Organism: Oppia nitens
Lineage: Eukaryota; Metazoa; Arthropoda; Arachnida; Sarcoptiformes; Oppiidae
Product: methyltransferase-like protein 25B
Exons: 4
Coding region: 129-1517 (462 amino acids)
Source: RefSeq, a predicted model, not a curated record